UCCGAGUUGCAAAUCCGGUCCAUGGUUUCAUGCUACAAUGAAUGGAAAUAGCAGCUUAGUAGCGCAAGAUAGUCCUUCCAAAGAUGCCGCAUUGGAGGAUGGGGUGGAUGGAGAAGUCCUUAUUGCACAUCUUGACAAGUUACUUGAGGACUAUCUCCACGCUUUAGAUGAAUAUCAACAACUGCAACAGCAGCUUUCGGCAUGUCUCGCCUCCGGCUACUUCUCAUUGGCCCAGGCAAACUUCAAAAAUCCAUCUCGCAUCCGAUAUGGAGUGGACCACUAUGAUGAUCGAAUGCAAUCGCUUCGGAAGAUAUCUGUGGGCGGAGAUAUCCCAAAUCUCAAGUUCUCGAUUCAAUCACCCUCUGCUCGCGAGAACAAAGCAUCUGGACCUGCGGAAAAUGACAAGACGUCGACGCGUCCUUCAACAGAGGAGGAAACAUCCGACGAUCAUGAGAACGCAGGGGAAGCCGCUCCAGUCGAAAACAAAGCAUCUUCAGAUCCGCUAAAGUGGUUCGGCAUACUCGUCCCCCCCGAGUUGCGAAACGCACAAGUAUCCUUUAACCGUGCAGUUGAAGAUCCGGUGCCAAAGUUAGCUACGGCCAUAGGCAAUCUCAGAAGACAGGAGGUUGAAAUUGGAAGAUUGCGGAAGCGGAUUAGGAAGUUGGGGCAUGCUGGGUUCUAAUCAUACAAAUGCCAAAUGCAAAGCAUCGCCAAUACAUAGAGUCUACACCCCCUAGAGAGGAGAAGUUCUGUCUCUCAUGUCGUCCUUCCGCUUGGAAAUCACAGUGGACCAAACCGAGGAAUCAUCGUUCGCCAAUGGGUAAGCCCAAUGUCAUCUUGGUUUGGAGUGUAAAAUGGUAGUUUCGCAAGCAAUUACGUGACGAAGCUUCCGUGACCCCACAGAAUCUUGCAAGUGGUUUUCAUGGUUGAUUGAUGAUAGAAUACAUGAGAAAGUGGAGGCAACAUGUUAGUUCACUGCUAAAGCCCCACUCGUCGAUUUGAACAACAUCAAAAGAUUGACACGGGCAUGAAUUACACGAGUCAUGACCUGGACAUCGUAUUGUUCAAUGCAUUUACACUUACGUCGUUGAGUAGAAUAGAGC
Messenger RNA from Aaosphaeria arxii CBS 175.79, 1103 nucleotides. RefSeq lists its product as uncharacterized. The transcript has 3 exons. The record is from RefSeq and is a predicted model, not a curated record. Gene Ontology annotation, cellular component: Vma12-Vma22 assembly complex; extrinsic component of endoplasmic reticulum membrane. Gene Ontology annotation, biological process: vacuolar proton-transporting V-type ATPase complex assembly. Bases 38 to 682 code for a protein of 214 amino acids. NCBI's taxonomy places the organism in Eukaryota, Fungi, Ascomycota, Dothideomycetes, Pleosporales.